GAUUAAAGCUAAACCAGUUGCUGAUUUUAUUUCUCCUUCAGGAAAAUACAUGAGCGUGCUUCCUGCCUCUAUUUGACAACUGAUAAACAGUUCGCUUCUUUGAAUGAUAUAUUAACUGUUUUGCUGAAUAUGACCUCCAGACAUCUUUUCAUCGUUCCGCAAUUGUUUAUCACAGCGUAACGUUUUCGAUAACUCUUUUAAUCAACAUAUAGACAUGAAGAUGACUUUAACAUCUCGUCCAUGUUGCGAAAUAUACUUUCACUUGCUCUGUUGUGUGGUGUUUGCGGUCCUUCUGAAGCUCCUUGAACGCAGCACAAGAACAGCAUAGUGAGAGAGCAGCUGCGUUAUUGUGCGAGGAGGCGGGAUAAAAUGGGAACUCAUUAUGAUCUCUAAACAGAUACACCCAACAGUAUUUUUUAUGUAGCUUUUUCAGCUCAGGAAGACAGGUUACUGGAGCUAUCAGAUAUUUUACCAACUGUUUGUUUGUUCCGCUUAUUGCAACCUACCAUUGAUCAUAGAGGGCGAACUGUUACUGCCUCUUAAUAUAAUUAUGUUUACAGGGGGCGUGGUCAACAGACUGGGACUCGGCCAAUGGGCUUGCAGUGUGGGGGUGGGGCGUUCCAUUCGGUUAGGAGCAGAAGUUGAACAGCGCGAGCUGUGAAACAGCCUCAGAGAGGCAGGCACAGAGAGGGCAGAUGCAACGGCCCUCUGCCGGAGGGGGGCUUACUAUAACAAAUAUAUAUGCACACAUGAGUGAACUGUUUGGCUGCACGAUAGCUCAUAUGUGGAUAACAGUUAUCUUAGAAAAGCAUACCACCGCGGCUUUACAUUUAAAAUGCCUAUUUUAGUUUUUCUGUUAGACACGUCCGCCUCUAUGAAUCAGCGCACUUAUUUGGGUACGACAUAUCUGGAUGUUGCUAAAGGCGCGGUUGAGAUCUUUAUGAAGCUGCGUGCCCGAGACCCGGCUAGUAGAGGCGACAGGUACAUGCUAGUUACAUUCGAUGAGCCGCCAUACGGAGUGAAGGCUGGCUGGAAGGAGAACCACACUACCUUUAUGUGCGAGCUGAAGAACCUGCAAGCGUCUGGACUUACCACGUUAGGGCAUGCACUCCGCACAGCCUUUGACCUUCUUAACCUCAACCGACUUGUCUCUGGAAUUGACAACUAUGGACAGGGCCGUAACCCAUUCUUCCUGGAGCCAUCUGUGAUCAUUACCAUCACUGAUGGGAAUAAGCUUACAAACAGCUCCGGGGUGCCAGAUGAGCUGCACCUGCCCCUGAACUCUCCCCUGGCUGGCAGCGAGCUCACCAAAGAGCCUUUUCGCUGGGACCAGCGGCUGUUUGCACUGGUACUGAGGCUGCCAGGAGCAGCUGCACCAGACAACGAGCAGCUCGGCAGCGUCCCCACAGAUGAGUCGGCAAUCACGCAGAUGUGCGAAGUCACUGGAGGACGAUCGUACUGUGUGCGAACGCAACGGAUGUUAAACCAAUGUCUGGAGUCUCUAGUCCAAAAGGUUCAAAGUGGUGUCGUCAUCAACUUUGAGAAGACCGGGCCAGACCCGCCUCUUGGAGCAGAAGAUAACUCUGUGGAGCCCAGUCGUCCCGUUUCAUCUUUUAACCCACAGCUCUGGCAUAGCUGCCACAAACUGAUCUAUGUUCGGCCAAACCCAAAGACGGGUGUCCCGGUCGGCCAUUGGCCCAUACCAGAGUCUUUCUGGCCGGACCAGAACUCUCCAACCCUGCCACCUCGCUCUGCUCACCCCGUGGUGCGGUUCUCAUGUGUGGACUGUGAGCCCAUGGUGAUUGACAAACUUCCCUUUGACAAGUAUGAGCUGGAGCCAUCCCCACUCACCCAGUACAUUCUGGAAAGGAAGUCCCCACACAUGUGCUGGCAGGUUUUUGUUAGCAGCAGCGGGAAACAAAACGACCUUGGAAAGCCGUUUGGCUACCUGAAAGCCAGCACCACUCUGACCUGUGUGAAUCUGUUCGUCAUGCCUUACAACUAUCCCGUCAUUCUUCCGCUACUCGAUGAUUUAUUUAAAGUUCACAAACUCAAGCCAAACCUGAAGUGGCGACAGGCCUUUGAGAUGUACCUAAAGACGAUGCCUCCAUACUACCUGCUGCCCUUAAAAAAGGCAAUGAGGAUGAUGGGUACACCGAACCUUAUUGCAGACACCAUGGACUGUGGCCUGAGCUAUAGUGUCAUUUCAUACCUGAAGAAGCUCAGCCAGCAGGCAAAAAUUGAAUCGGACCGUCUAAUAGUGUCUGUGGGCAAAAAAGCACCUCAAGAAACGGGCAUAAAGGUGAAGAACCACUCCAGCUCUCUAUCCCUGGCCCACCGGCGGGACUUCAAGCAGCUGCUGCAGGGAAUCACCGGGGAAGGCCCUCUCCGCCUGGUCGACAUCAACUUCAAAGAGUUUGCAGGCUUCCAGAUUGCUCUUCUCAAUAAGGACGUAAAACCUCAAGCUUACCGGAACGCCUAUGACAUCCCAAGGCGAAACCUCCUGGAUCAGCUUACUAGAAUGCGCACCAAUUUGCUGCGGACCUCGUUUAAACUGAUCCGAGGUCAAGAUGAAGACUUUCUGCACAGUAUUCCUGUGGCUCAGAUGGGAAACUAUCAGGAGUACCUGAAAAUGAUGCCGUCUCCAUUGAGAGAGAUCGAUCCUGAUCAACCUAAACGGCUCCACACGUUUGGGAAUCCUUUCAAGCAGGAUAAAAAGGGCAUGAUGAUUGAUGAGGCAGACGAGUUUGUAGCAGGCCCUCAGAACAGGAAAAGGGGACAUUCUGGUGAUUCCAACUUGAGUGGCACCAUGAAGCGAAGACGGAGUAUGUUCCCGUUGCUGCGGCGGCCCCAGACUCCACCAGGGAACACCAACCAUAUCGUAAUGGGAAAGAGUUUGGCAGGGGUUCAAGGCCAGCAGAAUCUCCUCAAACACUCACCACAGCAUAAAGUUUUUCCAGGAACAGAUGGAAGCAGCAUAGUGGUCACUGAGAGCAACGGUGAUGGUAUCCUUGGGCUGGACUCUGGUGAGAUCUGGCCCACUGAGGUGGAUACAGAGGUGAUGAAACCAUCUCCGUUGGUCUUGGACGAUAAGGCUGGAAUAGUGGCAUCAUUUCAGGAUGAGGAAACAAGUAUUGUGGAAGACGAACUGGUGGAAGAUAAUCUAGAAGAGCAGCUGAUGGAGGAGGGACACAACUGCAACCGUUUGAGUCCACAGAGCGAGCUGGACAGCAAUGAAGAUGACCUCGCUGUGCUCAGCACCAUUUACAUAACCCCGCUGGAUGGCUGCCAAGCAGAGUUACGGAGCAGAGUCAUCAAGGAGGUCCGCAAACCUGGACAAAACUAUAAACCCAUACUCGGCCUACUGCAGCAGGUGAAAGGACCAGUAACUGUUCGAAAGUACUUCAUCCAACAUGCAAUCAAAGAAGCUGUGAGGUUCAAAAAGCGAGUGUUGAUCCAGCAGCUGGAGACCGCCCUUGCUGAACUGGAGGAGGACAAAGCCCCUUGGUCGCAGCUUCCUAAUGACCAUGGCAGGUAGUAACCGGAGAGGCUUCUAUCUUCUGAAGCACGUUUUCAUCACUCCUGGGUUUCAUCACCAAAAGACUUCUGGCGUGACCAGCAUCAAAAAACGGCAAGCCGAGGAUUCGGAGACCCAAAGAAGAAAGGCAAUGAUGGCCUUGUGUUGUUGUUUAACUUGGUGGGAGUCCUUCAGAGCCGAGCUGCUUGGGAUGACAGAGGCCUUACACGUCUAGAUUUAUCAGUGAGGACAUGUUCAGGAGACAAAAAGUGGGCAGAUCCUUAAAUGUGUGUUCGAGUACAGAACCUAGUGCCCCCCCCCCAGCCUGUUACUCUUUGCAAACAGACCUUUUUUCAGCUGGUCUGAAAAGCAUUUUCGUUUCUAAACAUACAUUUUGUGAUGGGUAAAGAAAAAGGGUUAUGCAUUCAUGCAAAGUUGUGGCAGACAGGUGGAAACAGAUUAAACCAGAUUACGUCUGCAACAACAGAUUUAAAUUUUAUUUAUUUAUUUAUUACUUGUUUUUUUUUUUAUCUUCGCUGAUCCUGUUACUUAAUAUCUGACCAUUUUUAGUUGAUACUGACAUGUGUUGGCAUGAGGGGUUGUGCAAUAUGAAUAAAGUCUAUGAGCUAAAAAAUAAUAUGUUACAAAAUGAAUACAUGUUGGUAAAACGAGUCUGGGAAAUCAACAGAAACAUGUAAUAACCAGCCCAAUUAAAGCCUGAUACACUUUGGAAGCAACAGCAAAACAGAUCAUAGUUCACUGGCAUAAUUUGGCAACAAAAUUAGCAUUAUUAUUAUUUAAAGAGGCACUUAUCAGUAUGCAUCCUGAAGUUGUGACUCUUUGCCUUCUUUUCUUAUGUAAACGUUUAUUCUGCAAUGGUCUGCUAACAUCUUUGAUACCUAAAGGUAAACUGAGGAAAAUGGUGAAUAUACAUAAAUAUACAUCCCCAGAUCCAUAGAAGCUCUACUGAUUUUAAGGAAAGGAACUGAGAAAAGAAUCGUAAGGUUCUCUCAAAAUGUUUAGGCAUUUGGUGUUCUUCACAUUUAUUGAAAGUAGCCUAUGUUCUGCAUUGCUGGGGUACGGAUCUGUGUGAUAUUUAUCAGCUCAUAUUGACAUAUUGCUCAACCUCAGUCAGUGUCAAAAAGAUUCUAUAUUUGUUUUUAUAUAUAUUUGCAUGUUUUUUUUAAGCAUCCAAAUUGGAUCAUGUUUCUUACUACUUGGACAUAUUGUCAAGUUUUAAACAAGUUGUGUAAAUUUAAAACUGUUUUAUUUUUUAAACACACCAGCAUCUAUUUGCAUCAGUAUUCUGGGAUAAAGCAGUAAGACGGUUCUUCAAGCUACCACCUGCUCCACGUUUGUGUGUAAAAAGCCAUAAAGUAAAUUCCUCUUUUACUCCUGUAGCAUUAUCUCACCCAGAGAAAAUGUAGAAGAAUGAAACAAAACCUGUUGAAAGACCCAAAGGUGACACAUUUAUAUUUCAAUGCUAAGAGUCCACCAGAUUUUAACGUAAAAUAUUCUGCAAAUGUUGCAGAUUUCGGGGUUCUGUGCAGUCUAACAAACCUCCCAUGGUUCUUGGAAGAGAAACAGGCCCACAGCAUUACUGUACUGAAGAGUGGGCGUGAGCCCAAUCUUACCAGUUACACUCCUGGUAAAGCUAAGAAAACUUAAUGUUUGUGAUGGUAGGAGAGAAAAGUUUGGUUUUUGGCAUUGCCCCCAAAUAACAUGCAGAUGGCAUCUGAUAGUUGUUACAUAGACUGGGUGAUCCCAGGAUGCCACUUUUCUUUGCUACAGCUUUGGAGAUUUUUCUUACUUCCCUUAACAUCCAGUUCAUGCAGGCAGCGGCCAGAUAAAUAUGGCUCCUUGUCCAACAUAUUGAACAGUGGCUAAAACAAACUGUGUUUCGUCUUAUUGAUACCCCAAGCAAAAACAAACCCAUGGAUUACUGAUUAGAAGUUGCUAGAAAGUGGAUUUUUUUUCCCAAUAUAAGUUUAGAUUUUUCCCAAAUCUCCGUUGUGAGAUUAGACUGCGGCUGUAAGAGGUGUUAUUUUUAAGGCUUUUUACACGUCUUCUAGAAAUGUGGACGGUGUUGGAUCUAACACAAGACAGACGAUCGCUAGUUCUGCAAAUAAAGGUCACCCUCUGGUUAUCUGCUAGUAAAAACCUUUGGUUAAAUCUGUGAAUGCAUACGGUUGUGGUUAACUUUCGUGAUCUAGCACCACAAACAAGCAUCAGAAGCACUCCGAUGAUCCGAUCAUAACCGUUUUUCCUCUGGUGUCCAGGCUCAGCUGAUGUUCUCUGUUAAACAGCCGGUUAUCUUCCCCCACAGCUUCUCUGCACAAAGUCAGCCCUCUUCCUCCCUUUGCUCUUCUGGUUGUUUUUACAACAAAUGUACACUUUUUAAUGUUCAUAGGCAAUAUAGAUUAUUUUUGUGAAUUUAUGUCAGAGUCGAAGAAAUAUUUUGAAAGCCAUUUUUUGUAAACUGUUAAAUACAUAUGAGGCGCAAAGUUUAAAGAUAAUCCUUUUUUAAUAAAAACUAAAAUAAACCA
Girardinichthys multiradiatus is the source of this 6063-nucleotide messenger RNA. RefSeq names its product integrator complex subunit 6 like (gene ints6l). The transcript is spliced from 18 exons. Lineage: Eukaryota; Metazoa; Chordata; Actinopteri; Cyprinodontiformes; Goodeidae. Gene Ontology annotation, biological process: snRNA 3'-end processing. Bases 836 to 3538 code for a protein of 900 amino acids. Gene Ontology annotation, cellular component: integrator complex. The record is from RefSeq and is a predicted model, not a curated record.